UCCUCCUGAUUCAUGUGAUUUACUGGACUCACACCAAGCUCGUCCCUAGUGCUUACUUUAUUUCCAAACUCGUUUUCAAUAGGAAGCAGGAAGUGGAGACGAGGUACCGGUACUGGGAUUCAGAUGUUUACAUGGACCAACAGUAAAAAUGAGCACAUCAAAAGCAUUACAGCUAUCAAAAAAAGGUGGUCUUGUGUAUGACAGUGGCUGGUACAGAGAUGGGCUAGUGCAUGAAACCAUUGUGAAUUGUACCUCUCCACCAAAGAUUCCAGCUACACUUAGUCUUUCAGUGCUUCACAAACUCAGUCACACCUCCGAUACAAAUGAUACAUGGAGUCCAGCUGGCAUUUCUAGCUUUGUAUCAGAGGAAGGCAACUUACCAAGUGAUGCAUCAACUUCAUCUUUACCAAGAGAAGAAGUUAUUUUGAGUGAAAUUAAAUUAGAUGAUAUCCAAGCAACGUUAGCCUCUGUUCAGACUGGCAAGUCCGAGGUAUCAAUUCAAGAAUGUAAACAACAGUGGGAUAAACUAUCCAAGGAAAGAACAGAUAAGCAUCGACAUGAGAUAAAAGAGCACUCUGACCAUCUUCAAGUUCAAGCAGUCAGAAGCUCUUGUCUGCUUACUGAGCAACAAGAUGAGAAGACGCGCUUAUUGUUGCAGAAUAUGCAGCAUGUUCGACAUGAGAAUGACCAAAUGAGAAAACAACGCCUGCAACACCAGCGAGAUCGCUACAAUUUGCAUGUCAAGAGAAUGGAGAUGAAGCUAAAGAAUGCGUAUCAGAAAGAAGCUGAGGCUGAAAUCGAGGCUGAGCAUAACAGAAGAGUGGCUGAAAGACAAACCUACCUGGAUAGCAUGAUGAAUGUCCAUAAACAAAUUGAUGAAUCUUCCAAGAAAAUUUGUCUUCAGUUGAACAAGUUCAAACACAAAGAAUUUCUCCAUCCUGAUGCAGAGCAGAUCAAGAAAAGUGUUGAGCAAUUGGCACAGAAAGCUGAGCACCUUUUGGCUGAUGCAAAGCAGAAAGGGGCAUCAAUGGAUCUAGUGGAAAGCAUGCAUAAAAUUAUUGAGUCCCUUAUGAUUCGGCAAGAACAUGCCUCCAAUAUGGUUGCCGAAGCUGAACGAUUGGCUCAAGAUGAUAUGGCAAGGAAAGUACGGGAGGCUCAACAUCAAGCAGCAGCAGCUGCAGCAGCAGCUGCAGCAGCAACACAGACGACAACAAAGCCAAGAGCAGCCCAAUUACCUCUUGCGUCACUCCAGAACAAUGACAAUUCAGUUCUGCAUAAAGCAAUCUCGGCUGAUACAUUGAAAGAAUACGAGGCACUUCAAAAUAAACACAAUGCAGUGAUGGACUGCUGUCAAAAACUUGCUACAACAACUGACACUCAGUUGAAGAAGUAUCGGUUCGACCUGCAAAAAGCUGUCAAUAUUCCAGUCAAUGCGAUCUCCAAUCAGUCUGGUACACAUCUAAUGGACAAGUUGCAACGACUGAAAUCACUACUUCUAGGAGAAAUGGUCAACAUUUCUGGAAGAAGGGUGUCUGUUACUCGGGAUGAAGCAAGCAAGGCCUUUGUUAAAAAUCUCUUGGCCAAGAAAAUAGUGAAACAAAGUGAUGAACAGGUGUCGUCUAACUAUGAGUCAGCUUUUCCAUUUGCAGCUAUUGCUGUUACACUGUGGUGUGAUUUUCCUGAUUUAGGAGAUCUUAUGUUGGCACAUUUCUACCUCAAGUGUCCGUUCCUAGUACCCUACCAUAUCACCAAGAGCCAAGAGCAGUCUAACCAGGACUAUUACAAGUCACUAGGUUAUAAUUAUGAAAGUGACGGGACUAUUGAGAAGCAAGACAAAUAUUUGAGGAGGAUGUCUGGCUUCAUGCGUCUGUAUGCAGCAAUUAUGAUCACACAGCCAAUGCCAAAUGCAAGAAAGGUCCAUCCCUAUGGAAUAGAUCAUGCAUGGAAAUGGCUAGCCAGAUUACUCAAUGUUGAACCACAACCAGAUAUCACUGCAACAAUGCUCUUUGACUUCUUAGAGGUGUGUGGUCAUGAUUUAGCUGCAUCAUAUCACAGACAGUUCUUCAAGCUCCUACAAGUACUUUACAGGAACUACUUCCCAAAAAUCGAGAGUGUGACACCAAAAGGAUCUGGGGGACCUGUCAUGAGACUCAAGACAUUCCUUGAGAUGGUCACCAAGACGCAGAGGAUAGCACCUCCUAAGGGAACACUGCAAGCUGAUUUCUGGAGGACAUGACAGUUAUCUGGCAAUUUUCACCAAGUUACUCCCGUUAUAUUUUGAAUUAAGUUAGCAAUACGUGUUUUUUAUGGGCUGUUAUGCGAGUUUUUAAGUGAACUGGAUCUAGAUACUGACUACUCCGGUGACCAUCACCAUACAGGCAAAUGUCCCAUUUGUCUUUGAUGUAUUAUUUAUAAACUUUAUAAAGGGCUCGGUUGGGAUUGGAAUCAUUUGCCUGGCUAUCAAGUCAUCAUGGCAAAGGCAAAUGAUUCCAAUCCCAUACCACAUCAGCCUAUUUUUUUCAAUAUGCAAGAUUUUAAACAACUAAUACAUUUAACACAGCUUUGAAAUAGGUAAAGGCAAGGAACUUGGUCACACAGUGUCUAAAUAUGUUGUUGUGAUCAGUUGACCAUUGUGCAGUGAGGCGUGAUGGAAAUCAAAUGCAACUCAUAGGGGUUUAGGCCAUUAUCUGCCAAUCAAACAUGUUGAAAAUUGACUUCAUGGUUUUGUAGAACAUAAUCGGGAGACAUACUUUUUUGGGGACAUACUGUAUUUUGCUUAGUGUUGAUGCCAACGUCAAAAAAGAUUUCUGGAUAUACACACUUACAGAAUGAAAAACUGCAGUUUGAAACCAAGCAUGUGGAAAUGCGUUUAAAGUCUGUAUAAGUAGUUUGUGCACUACAUUAUCAAGUGAGGUCAAUGAUGCAGCAAAGUACGAGUGCAAACAUUAAUAACUCUGUACCCUAAGUCAGUGCAAUUAUAUUUUUGUGCAAUUUUCGGACGAAUCGAGUCAAGUCAAGUCUUCUUCUGAUGAGUUAUGAGUUAUGUGCUCACAGUGACUCGAGUUGAUUUGAGUCAGUUACCCGUUAGCUCUCAAGUCAAGUCACCAAAAAUUGUGACUUGAGUCAAGCCAUUGACAUCCCCUCCCCCCUUUUUAAAGUAGGGUGAUACAUGUCAGUGAUGUACAAUGUAGGUCUCGAGGCAGGUCUCGGUAUCGAGACCAGUCUCGAGACCUACGAAAAUAGGUCUCGACAAUUUCAAGGUCUCGACUCAAAGAACUCGGUCUUUGCCUCGAUCUCGGAGCAAAGUCUCAAGAUCUUGUGGGGUCUCGAGUAUACGAGACCUUAUUGUUCAGUUGGGGGAAAACCACCACACACACAAAAAAGAAAUUUAUGUGAUCUGACAUAUCCAACUUACUUUCAAAAGUUUUGAUAGACAGUGGUAUCGAUUUCGAGGAAUAAAAUCAAAUAGUCUGGUACCCACAUGUUACUGCAUUUCUAGUAAUGCAAACUCCCUUGCAUUACUUCGGUACACUGCUCUGUACCGCAUGCGCUAGAUGCGUGCGUACGUACUACUGCAUCGAGUUGAUCAAGAGCGGUGCAACCAUGUCGGCACACUCUGCAGUGACACUUUGGUUUCAAAGACCACACUGAAUUUCCCAACUGGAAGGCAAACAAUAUGAAGCACUCUGCGAUCUGCAGAUAUUGCAAGAUUAAGCUCACACAGGCUGGCACAAGUUCGGCUUUUAACGUAAUUUACGAGGCACCUCAGCCGACUUCAUUAGUAAAAUCUAAGUCGCUUCGGCUAGGCCAAUGACAUGUCGCGUUGACAUGUCGCAUCCUGCUGCACGAAUGUGGACACGACGGAGUAGGACUAGGGACUAGGAGGCCAACAUUCUUUUGUUUUGAUAAUGGAUACCAACUUUACCAAAGUAUGAAAAUGCCAAGCAUGAAUUGUUCAGAUAAUCAUUGUUCAGAUAAUGUUUAUUUUCAUGGCUAUUUAAUUUUCAAUUUGUAAUGCCUGUGGAAACAGCCUAACUUUAAUAGGCCUAAAAUAAAAAUACAAAAUAAAUUUUGAGAAAUGUAAAUUA
Molecule: messenger RNA, 4088 nt
Organism: Patiria miniata (bat star)
Lineage: Eukaryota; Metazoa; Echinodermata; Asteroidea; Valvatida; Asterinidae
Gene: gle1
Product: nucleoporin GLE1-like
Exons: 17
Coding region: 149-2236 (695 amino acids)
Biological process (GO): regulation of translational initiation; poly(A)+ mRNA export from nucleus; regulation of translational termination
Cellular component (GO): nuclear pore; nuclear pore cytoplasmic filaments; cytoplasm
Molecular function (GO): phospholipid binding; inositol hexakisphosphate binding; translation initiation factor binding
Source: RefSeq, a predicted model, not a curated record